AUGAGUGCACCAUCCAGCAGCUUCACUCCGGCGAGCAUCGACGCCGAAGGAGUUCUCUGCGAAAGCAAGACAGAUUCCUCCACCCUCAGAAGGCGCAAGAGAAGACGCGAGAGAAGACGCGAGGGAGGAGCAGAACGCGCGCUGAGAGGCGACGGAAAGCCAGUCGGAAAGACAGGAGUUAGGAGAGAAGGACGCAGUAAUUUGGGGGGAAGAACAGAGGGGCAGAGACAGAGGAGAGCAUUUGAAGGAGGAAGAAGAGAAGGUCUGAGGAAGGAAGAAGUGAAGAUUCAGAGGAAAGAGAGAGAAGACGAGAUUCGCAGAGGAGCAACAGAAGACUUCUGCGGAACCAGACCACAGGGAGAGCGAAAAGUGGAAGCGAACAAACACACACACAAGAAACGAGGCACUCCCCGUCUGUCGAAAAAAGAAUUAUCUCUGACGGCUUCCAACCUCCGUUCUCUUUUUUUUAGACACAACAAGAAAGACACUCGAGGGUGCACGGAGAGAAAUGUCUUUCCUUUCUUUCUUCUCUUUCUCUCUUCCUCUCCUCUGCUUUUCGAUCUUCUUCCUUUUUUGCGUCCUUGUGGCUGCUCCUCCUGCCCUUGGUGGGCCGUUGCCUGUGCUUCUGUGUCUGCUACUCUCUCGCUUCUCCGCCUUUUCAAUUUCAUCGAGACCGUCUCCAAAAUGCGGGAGAAAGGGGUAGAACGGGGGGAAAGUGUGUGUGUGUCAAAGAGGAGAAGAAACGCGACGAAAGUGAAGUUCCGCAUGCAACACAAGCAUCUAUCUGCAUGCCCACUCUCAUCUCUCUCAUGUCGCCUCUUUACUCGACUCCGAGACACACCGAAUCCGCUCUUCCCUCUUUCACCGCAAAUGCCUCAUUCUGCACAGGAAAAAUAA
Messenger RNA from Toxoplasma gondii ME49, 897 nucleotides. RefSeq lists its product as hypothetical. The transcript has a single exon. The record is from RefSeq and is a predicted model, not a curated record. NCBI's taxonomy places the organism in Eukaryota, Apicomplexa, Conoidasida, Eucoccidiorida, Sarcocystidae. The coding region runs from base 1 to 897 and encodes 298 amino acids.